AUUUCAAUUCCUGGGAUAACCAAUGCAAUUGAAUCAUACAAAUAGAACAUAAGCACGGGGAAGAUUCCACAUCUGUGGGAGGAAAAAACAGAGUGGAAAACAUGGAACGGUUGUCAGUGGUGUGGUGCUCGGUGGCGGUGCUAUUGUGCGCCGUGGCAGGCGCAUCGUGGUUGGAGGAGUCGAACCCAAUCCGAAUGGUGUCGGACGAGGUACGACAGGUGGAGGCUGAGGUGGUUGGGGUGAUAGGGCGUUGCAGGCACGCGCUUUCGUUUGCGCGGUUCGUUCACAGGUUCGGGAAGAAGUACCGAAGCGACGAAGAGAUGAAGCAGAGGUUCGAGAUAUUCUCAGAAAACCUAAGGUUCAUUCGUUCAACCAACAAGAAGCGCUUGUCCUACACUCUCGCUGUUAAUCAUUUGAGUGAUUUGACUUGGGAAGAGUUCCAAAGACACAGAUUAGGCGCUGCCCAAAAUUGCUCUGCCACUCAUAAGGGCAACCACAAGCUUACCGAUGUUGUUCUUCCUCUCGAGAAAGACUGGAGAAAAGAAGGAAUAGUCAGCGCAGUCAAAGAUCAAGGCGGCUGCGGAUCAUGCUGGACAUUCAGCACAACUGGGGCUUUAGAAGCAGCCUAUGCACAGGCAUUUGGAAAGAACAUAUCUCUUUCUGAGCAGCAGUUAGUGGAUUGUGCUGGUCGUUUUAAUAACUUUGGCUGUCAUGGUGGAUUGCCAUCACAAGCCUUUGAGUACAUUAAAUACAAUGGUGGACUUGAGACAGAGGAAGCAUAUCCCUACACUGCAAGAGAUGGUGUCUGCAAGUUCUCAGCUGAAAAUAUUGCUGUUCAAGUUCUUAACUCUGUUAACAUCACCUUGGGUGCUGAGGAUGAGUUAAAACAUGCAGUUGCACUUGUUAGGCCAGUUAGUGUGGCAUUUGAGGUGGUGGAUGGUUUCCGACACUACAAGAAAGGAGUAUACACCAGUAACACUUGCGGUAGCACUUCCCAGGAUGUGAAUCAUGCCGUUCUUGCUGUUGGGUAUGGAGUGGAAGAUGGUGUCCCAUAUUGGCUCAUUAAAAAUUCAUGGGGAGAGGACUGGGGUGACAAUGGCUACUUCAAGAUGGAGAUGGGAAAGAACAUGUGUGGUGUUGCAACCUGUGCAUCUUAUCCUAUUGUAGCCUAAAUUGCAUAAAAUAUGGUCCCCUGUGACAAUCACCCUGCUCGUCAUAUUCCAGUAUAGAAGAUUAAAGAUGGUCUUUGUAUUGUGAUUACUGUUCCAUGUUGAUAUGAUGUUGAAGAUCAGUAAGAAGUUGCUAUAAACCACGUACGAAUAUCAUGGAGUAAAACGUUUGUUAUUGAGACAAAUAUGAUCAUAAAUCAGUUAGUUGUUAAAUAUUUGCAAUUUAUUUGUGCUCCCCGCUUUAAUUAGCAAGUUAAAGAUAGCAUCCGAUACUACUGCGCAAUAUAUCUUACAUUGUGAACACAGUCACAAGUAAAUCAAACUUUGCUCAGAUACUAUCAAUAGCCAUUUUUCUUAAGAUUUAUCUUAGUUCGUGUAGUAAAUGACCGCAACUUAAAUGAACUAAUUCUUAGUGCAUUUAGGAUGAAAUUAUUUAUCUCAUAAAAUUAUUUAGACAAACUAAGGGUGAGCAAAAUGGUUGUACCGAUCAAAAACUGAAAGAAUCGAACAAAAAUCAAGUGCAUUGGAUGGAUAAGAUCAUGUUUCAGUUUUUCUAGUUAAAGAAUUGUGUAUGGAUAUAAGGUGGAGUUGGGAUGACAUAAAUAUUUUUUAUCAGUAUCUAAACUUGGUUGAGGUUCAUACGAAAAAAUUAGACACAUUUAUUUGUGUUAUUUUUAUCUAAAAUUCUUCCAUUAUUAAUAUGAUUAUAAGAUAUAAAAGAAAUAUUUAAGAUAAAAAUUACUUGAAGAAGAAUAAUAAUAAACAUAAGUGCUUGGUCACUUGAAGAGUGAUGCUAGUACAAUUGAAUUAGAUUCCUUAUCUAUUAUUUAUUUAAUUAAUGUCUGAUGUUUUAAUAAAUGGCAAGAGAUUCCACUAACCACUAAUAAGUCUUAUCUGUGAUAAUUCAAGACCAUUUUUCACUUUGGACCAAAAUGAUUAGAAAAAUCAAUUCUUUAUUACUGUUUAUUCUAUUCACUCUUCUCCAUUAUUUUUCUUCCCCCUCUUCAUCAUCCAUCCAUUGCAACAGGAGGGGAGGGUCAAUGUUGUGCAUCACUCCAUGCGAGAUAGUCAACAGUAACAAAGAACAACCAUCUUUACCGCAUGCAGAGUCGAGAUGAUUCAGACCU
Messenger RNA from Abrus precatorius (Indian licorice), 2296 nucleotides. Its product is annotated as thiol protease aleurain-like. Bases 102 to 1172 code for a protein of 356 amino acids. Lineage: Eukaryota; Viridiplantae; Streptophyta; Magnoliopsida; Fabales; Fabaceae. Gene Ontology annotation, biological process: immune response. The record is from RefSeq and is a predicted model, not a curated record. The transcript is spliced from 7 exons. Gene Ontology annotation, molecular function: cysteine-type endopeptidase activity. Gene Ontology annotation, cellular component: lysosome.